Messenger RNA from Arachis stenosperma, 972 nucleotides. RefSeq lists its product as uncharacterized. NCBI's taxonomy places the organism in Eukaryota, Viridiplantae, Streptophyta, Magnoliopsida, Fabales, Fabaceae. Gene Ontology annotation, biological process: regulation of DNA-templated transcription. The transcript is spliced from 2 exons. The record is from RefSeq and is a predicted model, not a curated record. Bases 1 to 972 code for a protein of 323 amino acids. Gene Ontology annotation, cellular component: nucleus.
AUGUCAAUCACCGGCGGCGCCAUGAACCAAUCAAAACCAUUUCAGUAUCCACUCUACGAACAUUUCUCAAAAGCAGCAGAAACCCUAAGCGAUGAACUAAAGCUCUUCGGAAACUCUGCUUCCUCAACCAUAGACGAAGAAGAAGAAGAAAAAGAAAAAGAAAAAGAAAAAGCAAACAAUAAUGGAGCUGAAGAUCAAAGAGAGAUUUUCUUCUUGCGUUCCAUGCUGGAGUUCUUCUACACAAACAAGGUCUAUCCUUACACCUCACUGUCCAAUAAAGUUGAUUUCUGCAUCAAAUAUAUGAAAACCAUGACUGUGGACGAGUUCAACGCUCUUCAUGACAAGUACCAAAACAAGUAUAUGAAGAGAGUCAUCAAGCUUUGCAGGAAGCUUGAGGUCUUGGAUCAGCCUCAUGAUCAAGAUGCCUUCGAUCUCGGCAACAGGAUUUGGGGUACCAGAAGCUUCGAGAUGGGCUUCGAAGUCGAAGAACCAGAAGAAUCAGACCAUGAUUUUAACGAUAUCAGUGAUAAUGAAAGUAGUCAAGAUCAAGAUGAAGCCAUGGGACCGACUGAAGAAGAACAAGUCAAAGAAAAAGAAAAAGAUAAACAUCAAGAGGAUAAUGAUCUUUUGUAUAGGUGUCCGUUCUUGAUAGGGACGUUCAGGUUCGGGAGCGGAGUAGGGAGGAUACCGGUGGUGUCGGAGAGUGCAGUGGAGAGUGCGGUGGGGCGCCUUGGGGAGAGUGCGGUGCAGAGGUGGGAUGAUAAGUGGAAGAAACUGCAGAUUGAGGAGAUGCAGAACUACUUGGCUCAGCUGAAUUUCAUCAGGCACCAGACGUUGGUUUUGUUGGAUGAGCUUCAAAAUAACAACAAUCCUGCUGAAUCAGCAUUAGCAAACCAAGUUAGUUUCACUUCGUUUCUACAAUUCUUAUAUCAUUCUUCAUGCACCAUACCAUAUUUGUUCACUAUGAUUUGA